Messenger RNA from Aplosporella prunicola CBS 121167, 588 nucleotides. RefSeq lists its product as uncharacterized. Gene Ontology annotation, cellular component: ribosome; mitochondrial large ribosomal subunit. NCBI's taxonomy places the organism in Eukaryota, Fungi, Ascomycota, Dothideomycetes, Botryosphaeriales, Aplosporellaceae. Gene Ontology annotation, biological process: mitochondrial translation. The transcript is spliced from 2 exons. The record is from RefSeq and is a predicted model, not a curated record. The annotation marks the transcript as partial. Gene Ontology annotation, molecular function: rRNA binding; structural constituent of ribosome.
AGCAUCCGGCCCUUCAGCUCGACAUCCGCGCGCUUCGACUGGCUGGGCCCCAAGUCCGGCCACAACAAAAAGGACCGCAAGGGCCGGCCACACGUGGCCACGGGCGGCUCGACGCGCGGCACCACGGUCGUCUGGGGCGACUACGGCAUCCGCAUGAAGGACCACGACCGCCGCAUCUCGGCCAAGCAGCUCAAGAUUGCCGACGAGACGAUCCGCAAGCGCCUGAGGGGCAUGAAGUUCCGCAUGUACACGCGCGUCGCCGCAAACAUUGGCGUGUACACGUCGGGCAACGAGAGCCGUAUGGGCAAGGGCAAGGGCACCUUCGACCACUGGGCCACGCGCGUCUCCGUCUCCAAGAUCCUCUUCGAGAUCAAGGGCGAUUUGCACGAGCAGGUCGUGAGGGACGCGUUCAGGCUGGCGGGCAACAAGCUUCCCGGCUUGUACGAGUUUGUCAAAAGGGGCGACCCGCCCGUCAUGGGCAUCACGAAGCUCACCAACGGCGUGACAGAGGAGAUGCUCCGGCGGCCGCGCGUGAAGCUGCCGCUCGAGCAGACUGCCGCCCGGUUACCCGCCACGACCGAGGUUUAG